AUGGAUUCAGUCAAUUGUUCAAGGGUGGAAAAUUUCAUACUUCUUGGUUUCCCGCAUGUUUGGGGAAUCAAUGUCAGUUUCUUUGUGGUCGUCCUCAUGCUAUACAUGUUGUCCAUCACAGGGAAUGGUCUCAUUGUACUCAUUGUGAGAAUCAACAACCACCUCCAGAAACCAAUGUAUUUCUUCCUUAGCAACCUCUCUUUCCUUGAGAUGUGGUACACCACCACUGUUGUCCCCAAAAUGUUGGCCAAUCUCCUCUUCUCAAAGACUACCAUCUGCUUCUACUGCUGCAUGGCACAGCUUUACUUCCACUUCUUCUUUGGCGUGACAGAGUUUUUCAUCCUGACUGUCAUGUCUUUUGAUAGGUACUUGGCAAUCUGCAAUCCACUGAGAUAUACCACCAUCAUGACCUCUGGUGUUUGCCUACAGCUUUCCCUGGCUGCCUGGUCUGGGGGCUUUUUCUCCAUCCUUUUUCAAAUAAUAAUGGUUCUAAAGCUCCCCUUCUGCAGUUCCAAUAUUGUCAACCAUUUUUACUGUGACAUAGGACCACUGUUGACUGUUUCAGGUGGGGACACACAUUUGAUCGAAGCCUUUAAUUUUCUGAUUGCUGUGGCUGUAAUUGUGACAUCUCUACUUCUGACAGUCAUCUCUUACAUCUUCAUCAUCUCCACCAUUCUCCGCAUCCCUUCAACUAGUGGGCAGAAGAAGGCCUUCUCCACCUGUGUCUCUCACCUGACUGUGGUUAGCAUCUUGUAUGGGGCAGUCCUUUUUGUCUACUUAAGACCCAGUGCUUCAAAGUCAACUUUCAGCCACAACAAAGACAUCUCUGUGCUCAACAUUGUGGUCACCCCAGUGCUCAACCCUUUCAUAUACACCAUCAGGAACAAUGAAGUCAAAGCAGCUUUGUGGAAACUCUUCCAAAGGAAGGCCUUGGCUUAG
Molecule: messenger RNA, 939 nt
Organism: Gekko japonicus
Lineage: Eukaryota; Metazoa; Chordata; Lepidosauria; Squamata; Gekkonidae
Product: olfactory receptor 6X1-like
Exons: 1
Coding region: 1-939 (312 amino acids)
Biological process (GO): G protein-coupled receptor signaling pathway
Cellular component (GO): membrane
Molecular function (GO): G protein-coupled receptor activity; olfactory receptor activity
Source: RefSeq, a predicted model, not a curated record